Molecule: messenger RNA, 2589 nt
Organism: Thunnus maccoyii (southern bluefin tuna)
Lineage: Eukaryota; Metazoa; Chordata; Actinopteri; Scombriformes; Scombridae
Gene: slc37a1
Product: solute carrier family 37 member 1
Exons: 21
Coding region: 348-1982 (544 amino acids)
Biological process (GO): glucose-6-phosphate transport; phosphate ion transmembrane transport
Cellular component (GO): endoplasmic reticulum membrane
Molecular function (GO): glucose 6-phosphate:phosphate antiporter activity
Source: RefSeq, a predicted model, not a curated record
ACGGCACGGAGGCGCCGUGUGUGAGUGAGUGCGCGCGUGUGCGUGUGCGUGUGUGUGUGUGUUCGAGGUGACAGUCGCUAGCUUUCACACAAGGAAGUGGAGGACAUGUCGCUCAACUGAAGGCAGAAAAACACAAACAAAAACCGUCGACUCCUCCGUUAAAGACUUUUCCAUCCAGUGCUCGGUGUCAGACAUGUGUCCUCUCGCUGCCGCUCUACCAGCAGCUUCCUGUGAGAUGGAGAUGAGCCGAGGCAGCACCGCCAUGUCUGCGUUUUCCCCAUCAGCCUGCUCAGCGUGAGCUCACAACAGCUGCCCGUCACCGUGAUUGUCAAUACCGGAGUGUAAACAUGGCUCCUGUUCCUCCUGGGAUCCGCCUGCUGGUGUCUUUUGACAGGGACCAGUGGUACCGAGCUCUCACCUUCAUCCUCACCUUCCUGCUCUACACCAGCUUCCACCUCUCCAGGAAACCCAUUAGCAUCGUCAAGAGCGAGCUCCAUAAGAACUGCUCGUCUGUCAGCGAGUUGGCCACUAAUCCGUCCAGCAGCAGCAGCCAGCAGCCGUCGCUGCAGUCGCUCCACGCAGACAUGGACUGUAGCUGGAAGCCUUUCGAUAAAAGUAACUACAAACAGCUGCUGGGAGCCAUGGACUACUCCUUCCUCUGUGCCUACGCAGUGGGGAUGUACCUCAGCGGCAUCAUCGGGGAGCGGCUGCCCAUCCGACUGUACCUGACGGUGGGCAUGUUGACCAGCGGCCUGUUCACCUGCCUGUUUGGACUGGGCUACAUCUACAACAUCCACAACCUGGGCUUCUAUAUAUUUGUCCAGGUGGCCAACGGCUUGGUCCAAACCACUGGCUGGCCCAGUGUGGUGACCUGCAUUGGCAACUGGUUUGGAAAGGGAAGGCGUGGACUCAUCAUGGGGCUGUGGAACUCUCACACCUCAGUGGGAAACAUCCUGGGCUCUCUGAUCGCCGGCUACUGGGUCUCCUCCAACUGGGGCCUGUCCUUCAUCGUACCGGGGCUCAUUAUCGCGGCCAUGGGCGUCGUCUGCUUCCUGUUCCUCAUUGAGCAUCCAAAUGACCUGAAAAGCGUUUAUGCUCAAAAUGCUUCUCCAGGCAAGAGUCAGGUUCCAGCUAAGAGUUGGAACGGAGUGAACGGACACACUGAGGUGUAUCUGCAGUACAAAGACAACAAGCCUCAGGUUUACAACAAUUACGACGAUAAUGUUCAAAACCGCAAGAGUUACGACACCGAGCUGUUGUUGCCGCGGGAUACCGUCCGUGUCCCCGUGCAGCCCGUCGUGGUGGUGAAGAACGAAUCAGAGCCGUCCGCCAUCAGCUUCAUGGGAGCCCUACGCAUACCGGGAGUCAUCGAGUUCUCUCUGUGUCUGCUGUUCGCUAAGCUGGUCAGCUACACCUUCCUCUUCUGGCUGCCGCUCUACAUCACUAAAGCAGCUCACCUGGAUGCCAAGAAGGCCGGAGAUCUCUCCACCCUGUUUGACGUGGGAGGAAUCGUCGGAGGGAUCUUGGCAGGAGUCAUCUCUGAUAAACUGGGGAAGAGAGCCACCACCUGUGCAGUCAUGCUGCUGCUAGCUGCUCCUACACUGUACGGCUUCUCCAUGAUCAGUGAGUUCGGUCUGGGGCCGACCAUCGGCAUGCUGUUGGUGUGUGGAGGUCUAGUCAACGGCCCGUACGCCCUCAUCACCACCGCUGUGUCUGCUGAUUUGGGGACCCACAAGAGCCUGAAAGGCAACGCCAGAGCGUUGUCUACUGUCACCGCCAUCAUUGACGGCACCGGAUCAGUAGGUGCAGCGUUGGGCCCCCUGCUGGCCGGAGUCUUGUCUGCAGGCGGCUGGGAUCAGGUCUUCUACAUGCUGAUGACUGCUGACUUCUGCGCUCUGCUGCUUUUGUUGCGGCUCGUGACGAAGGAGCUGGCGUCAACUAAAUCCCGUCCGAUCUCGGCUGUAGAGUUGAAGGAGCACUGAGCACUUUGAUUGCACUGCCUUCAUGGAGGAGCGCGCACACACACACACACACAGAGUACUGUGUGCAUUGAAACCACUUGUCUGAGCCUGAAACGGACUGUGGCUCGGACAGUUCAGAUAAACGAGGAAGAGCUGAAGCUGAAGUUCUGACCGAAGAACCGAACAGCAGCAGCAGAUUUCACUCGUCUGCACACAGAAACGCACAUUUUUAUCUCGUGUCCUUCUCACGUCGUCUUUCUAUUCUACUUAUUUCUUAUGGCAGCCGAUUUUAACUUUGAACACACUACCUGUUCAGUCCACUGGAGGACUGACAGAUAUAUAAAAGUAGCCUUACAUCACAUGAAUAUUAGGACUAAACCAGAAGUGACAGUUAUUUGUUGAAAACAGCAACUUCCAUGAUUGUUCUUAUGGAUCCCACAGUAGUUAUGAGCACAUCAAACCAUGAUUCAAUAACAUUUAAUAACAUCUCUGCCUUUAUAUUUAACCUUAAUCAUCUUAAAGAUCUCCUCCAGACGUGUUUUUAAGACGAGUAAAAAUACUCUGUACUAUGUUUUUUCUCCACAAAAAUGUUCCGUUACCUCAUUAAAAAUCCUUAAAAUCUCCUUCU